AUGGCUGUGGAUGGGGGCAAAACAUUGGAAGAUGGUCCUUUCUUUACCGACUCCCUUGACACGUCGAACUGGUUGUCGAUCGACCUGGGGCUCCCAUUCGCCAUCCACGCCAUCACACUUUACGCCCGGAAGGACUGCUGUCCGGAGCAGCUGAUGUUCGCUGAGGUCCGCGUGGGCAACAAUUCAGUCGUAACCUUGUUCGACGAUCUGAAUGCGAACCCCCUGGUGUGGAAACGGCAAAACAGUUCGGCAGCAGUUAAAAACAGCGCGAUUGGAGCCAUCUUCACCAUCGCGCUUAAACCUCCUGUUUUUGGUCGCUGGGUCACACUACAGAAUAAGGCCCCCAAGAAUUGGCCAUCAUCAUCCACAACCCCGCCAGCAUUGGGCGUUCUGGAGGUGGAGGUGUGGGCUGAGCUCUUAAUGACGACGCCUGGCGGCGGCGGCGGCGGCGGCUUAUCUAUCGGCAAAAAGGUCUCAAUUAUCGUUCCUGCUACCAUUGUGCUUUUGUUAUUUAUUGGAGGCGUCGUCACCGCGGUAAUGGUAACGUGGCGCAGGUACAAAAUGCUGCAGACUGGACAAGCCUACAUCGUUCAUAGAGACAAUAUGGAGAUCUGGGUUCCCGCUAGCCCACCACAACCAUCCGCGCCGGCUGUGGUGGCGGCUCCAUCCAAUACCCAGCAGCCCCUGGUCACUCCGAUGGUUGGUUUGCCUGUAUAUGGUACCCCUCCUCCUGUAUACUACACUUCACCACCACUGCCACCGCCGCCUAUGGCUUUUGCCAACGAAGGACCUGCUGCCGCCGGCCAGAGUGUCGUGGCAGGCACCAUUACAUGGAUCCUAUGUAUGCAUGAUGAACGGAUGGCAGGCUCACAGAUAGCGGCCUCAACAGGCUGCAUACGUUUUAAUUCUGCCUUGAGUUGUGUCUCUGUUUUGGCGUGUAUGGGUGUUGUUUAUUUGGACCUGCUGAAUUUGAGCAGUUGGGUUUACGUACAUGCGUACAUAGCAUGCAUAAGCCCACGACUUGAUGCAAACUGUGACAUUGUGGGAGGGAGUACUCUGUCCAAAGAUGACGUGGUUACUGGGCAGGAACGCAAUAAUGCCGCAACGCGACUGCAGUCGACUGUCACCCCGCGAUCAGAGUUACGCCCCGGCCCAGCCUCCGAUGCUCCAGUAGCGGGGUCACGCAUACGCCAAACACAACUCCUGGUCUGGCUAACCACCAAAAAUCACACAGUGCUGGCGCAUUCCAGCCAAAGCAUCUACUACAGUUCGUUCUCUUAG
Molecule: messenger RNA, 1281 nt
Organism: Volvox carteri f. nagariensis
Lineage: Eukaryota; Viridiplantae; Chlorophyta; Chlorophyceae; Chlamydomonadales; Volvocaceae
Exons: 6
Coding region: 1-1281 (426 amino acids)
Source: RefSeq, a predicted model, not a curated record